This is a messenger RNA of Penicillium soppii, 2202 nucleotides long. Its product is annotated as RMD1 family protein. Bases 1 to 2202 code for a protein of 733 amino acids. Lineage: Eukaryota; Fungi; Ascomycota; Eurotiomycetes; Eurotiales; Aspergillaceae. The record is from RefSeq and is a predicted model, not a curated record. The transcript is spliced from 4 exons.
AUGACGCCCCCGGCCCGCGGACGGGGGACUAGCCAACGCAGUCCGACCGUCUUGGUUACGGACUCGCGCGACCAGCAACCCCCUCAAACUCCUCGUCGACGCCGUUCGCCUGCAACCCGCUUCAUAACUGUCGACAAUGUCCUUCAAUACGCCUCCGAUGUGCCCUCAAUGCAACAACGAGGUCCCCCACCACCUUCAAGAUCGCGCCGUCUUGCAUCCGCAACUGGCGGCUUGAUCGGAACCUCGGGAAGCAGCAGUUCAAGUGCCGUUGCAGGAUCCAUUGGUAAAGCCGGUCGAUUGGCUGCGCAGCCGCGUCUUCCGCCUCGCACAACGAAGGUCAGCGAGAAGCUGGUCCUUUUGCCUGAUACUGAUGAGCUGGAGGAGGGUGAGACCGAGGAAGAUGAUGACGACGAGGUCGAUGGUACGGAGCUGGUGGAUGAAGAACUUGUUGCCCGUCUGGCCAAGGAGAGAAAUAUCGACCCGGAUAUGGUCAGGCACCAGCUUCUAGUAUCGAAGCGACUGGGUGGUGACUUUGGUGUCGAUAAUGAUCUUGCGCCUCUGCUGGCUGAAGAGGAAGUUUUGAGGAAACGUCGUGUUGCACCGGAGCGCGCGAAAAGUUAUGCGGAGCGGUUACCCAAAGCGCGGAGAACGGAGAAACUUGCUCGAGUUACGGCUUAUUGUACCGCGCAGGCUUACAAGAUGGGUUCGCUGGCUGCUUUUGUUAAGGAGCAGCAUGGUGGCCGGACGAAACUUUACGAUGAUUGUCUCUAUACGGCUUAUCACCUGCCUCUUUUGCCGGGCCAUGAAGGGUAUCGGCUGAGGAGCAGUCCUGUGCUGAAAUACCCUGGUGGCAAGUCUUUGCUCGAUGAGGAAAUUGAGCGCAAUGAGCUUCGUGAUCACCACGAUGAUUACAUGCUCGAGCCGGAGGAGCACUCGGUGGGUGGUCACAAUCGUCCGGAGGAUGAGCAUCACUAUGAAGCGUCUCCGCGAGACUCGUCGGAUCAUAGUGCCCACGAGGAAAACCGGGAGUUCUUGAAUCGAAUCACGGAGGAAGCUCGUGGCCACUCCGAUGAGCAUGAGCAUGCUGCCAGCUCUAGUGAAAGCGUCAAUGCGCUGCAACCCAUUCCACCGUCUGAAGUCAAUGAGGAAAACAGGCCUGCUUCACCGGAACCUGCCCUUCGCCGAAGACACAGCACGGAUGAUACCCAUGCUUUGAUUCGCGAUCGUCCCUCCCCUCCACCAACUACACCCUCCUCUUCCUCAAGGUCACAAGCUCCGGCUCGUACGCUAUACAACGUUGCCGAGAUGUUUGUCUUCAGCUACGGCGUUGUUGUGUUCUGGAACUUCACCGAGCGACAGGAGAAAGACUUACUCGCUGAUCUGGCCUUCGCUCCAUCCUCAGCAACGGGUAUUCCUACCCCGCUGGCAACAAUGCCGCUUGACGAAGAAGAUUUCGAGACAGAAGAGUUCCAUUUCGAGUACUCGACUGAGAUCUCGCGGCCGCGUGUUUACAAUGAUAUGAUCACAUUGCGUAGUGGUGAUCAUAUGAUCAAGCUCGCUAUCAGUCAUGGCAUCUCCCAGAGCACCAAGCUUUGUUUCUUUGAGGAAGUCAUGGCCCGUCAGAUGGCAGACGCCAAAGAUGUUCCGCGACGACUUGCUGUCUCAGGCCAAUUGGGCAUGAAGCGCGAAGAGGUCUUCCGUAUUCUCGGUCGUCUCUUCAAGAGUCGCGUUGAGGUCAACCUUUCAUCCAAUAUGCUUGAUGUUCCCAAUUUCUUUUGGGAGAGCGAGCCAACCCUGUACCCGCUCUACAUCGCCGUGCGCGAGUACCUGGAGAUCAAGCCUCGUAUCCAGGUUCUGAACGAGCGAUGCCGUGUAUUCCUCGAUCUUGCCGAGAUUCUGUCUGAUUCAAUCGCUGACACUAGAACCUCCCACCAAACCUGGAUUAUCAUUGUCCUCAUCAUUAUCUCAAUUCUCGUUACCACCUUCGAAGUGUUCCUCCGCUUUGGCCUUCUCCACGCUAGCCAGGGUCCCAAUGGUACACCUGCCAGUAUCUUCGCCCGAGUCAUGGGACGAUCCGCCCCCUCUCCAUCCUCAGGCUGGUACCCAUACUCUCCAGCCGAUGCACCCCCAGGCUGCAUAUGUCCCUCUGUUGUUCCCGGAGGGGGCUACCAGCUGAGCUCUGGCGGGCUGAUGGGACUCUGA